UUUUUUCUCUUUCUCUUUUUUCUCUGCUGUCUUUUUAUUCUUCUCUCUCUCUCUCUCUUCUCUUCUCUUCCCUUUUCUUCAUCAUCAUCAUCCAUCUCCUCUUUCAAUUCAUUCAUUUACAUGAUAAUUUGUCGUCAAGCUGCUGGUGUUAAUUUCUCCCAAAUUCUGGUAAUUUAUUUAUCUCUCUCAAGUGAAUGUGUUUUAUUUCCCCUUUCAAUUAAUCCAAGUGAUUUAAGUAAAUCCUAUGAUUCUCAUUGAACAAUUAAUGUUAUGUGCUUCUUUUGGUGACCAUUGGAGAUUAAUUAAUCGAACAGCUAAUAUUUAAUAUCUACAGAAAGACAGAAUCUAUUGUUGUCUUUUUCUGUUCUCUCUCUCUCUCACUCAAUUUUUUUUGCUCUCUUUGUUGUUGUUAUUGUUCUCGCUCUCUCUCUCUCUCUCUUUCUCUAUCUUGUAUUGCCUCAUUUUCUUUCUGUCUUUUUCCUUAAUCUAUUUCUCUAUUUUAUUUUCCCUUUGUUUUUGUGUGUGAGUGUAUAUAUUUUACCUGUGUUUAUCUCUUCCUCUUUUACCUCACCUUUUUAUCAUUUUGAUAUCUCACUUCAUCUCUCACUCUGAGUGUGUAUGUGUGCUCUUUCCCACUCACUCCUACGUUUCUAUGGAUUUAUAGUUUCAAUGUUUCUUGGUGAUUUAGUGUAUAUUUUUUGACCUACUACCGACCAGUGUUUUCCAAUGGAAAGAGCCUUAAAACUUUUUAAUAGAAUUAGUCACCCAUAUACUACCUGGAUGUCACUCAGAGUUGACCCCGAAGCUCACCUGGAUGCGAUCUUCAUUGAUCUAUAUCAUCAAUGCUCAAAAGCCACCCCCAAUUCAGUAUUUACGUUAGAAUUGAUUGAAAAUUUGACACUUUUACCAAUCCAUCAACGUCGGGAACUUGUUAACAGGAUUCGUGAAGGAUGUGCACCACUUUUCUUGGCCUCUCUCCAUGGUAAUGUUGAAAUGGUUGAAUAUUUGAUCGUCCAAUGUGGUGCUGAUGUUGAAUUACGUGGUGUUUAUGAAGGCAGGGAUGAUCGAACUCACCAUUUUGUUACACCCUUAUGGUGCGCUGCUAUUUCGGGCUGGCUUGAUGUGGUCAAGUGUCUAGUAAAACACGGAGCCAACAUCAAUUCAGUUUCUGAUACUGGUUCAACUCCAGUUAGAUCAGCAUGUUAUAUGACUCACAUUGAGAUUGUUAAAUUUUUAAUUGAAAGUGGUGCUGACAUAUUUAGAGCCAAUCAUUCUGGUGGAACGUGUUUAAUUAACUCUGUUCAAUCCAUCCAAUUGUGCCGAUUACUUUUAAGCUAUGGAGUUGAAGUUAAUGCCUAUGAUAUACAAGGAGAAACGGCUCUUCAUUAUGCUAUUCAAGAACGUAAUUUUGGUACGGUUGUUUUACUAAUCGAUUAUGGAGCCGAUGUAACAAUUAAAUCAAAGCAUGGUAAUGAUGCACUUCAACUUGCCUGUCUCAAAAUGGCUACACGAAUUGUCAGUUAUCUAUUAGCAAUUCGUAAUUAUUCAGAUGAAAGGAUUGCCGAAGCUCACGAAUUACUUGGUGCAACCUUUCUGGACACUCGACUUGAUCUCCAAGCAACCCUUUCAUGUUGGGCUAAAGCUCUGGCCAUACGAAAUAAAGAUCCUUUCAAUCCGAUUGUUAAAAGAAAAGUACCUCCUAAAACUGCCUAUUCUUUUGCUACGGAAUUUGAGACUCUCGAAGAAUUAGAAAAUUUUGCCCACGAUAUGGAUUCGAUUAAAACUCAAUCGUUGCUCAUCUUUGAAAGGAUUUUGGGCCCUUUCCACCGAGACAUGAUUUCAAAAUUGUUCCUUCGAGCGGCAGCUUAUGCAGAUAGUUUACAGUAUCAACGAGGUGUCGACGUUUGGAAAUAUGCUUUAAGCCUUAAGAUUGAAAAAGAUACGAUACUUGAUCAUGAAACAUGUUAUUCUUUUGAAGGAUUGGUUCGUCUUUUUCUCGAUUUUCACAAUAAAACCAUUUCUGGUUAUCAUAAGGAGUAUCCAUUGUUUGAGGAUGUAUUUGACACACUUCGACUGCUAGUCACUGAUUUACGUCCUGUCAUGAGAUUAUUAACCAUUCGACCAAUUUUCAAGAAACAACAGGAUAGUUUUGAUUUGUGUUUAAAGAGUAUCACCCACUUGAUGCAUAUCCUUCUUGUUAUCAAAAAAGACGCUUCUCAAGACCAUUUGAUGCGUAAAUUAAUCGCUGAAUUGGUCCGAAUUGACCCACGAGACUCUAAUGAUAAUGCACUUCUUCACCUUGUCAUCUCCAAGAACAACAAAUUGGAACAAAGUUACGUCACUGUAAAUAAUAUAUUCCCAAGUCCUGAAAUAACUCGAUUACUUUUGGAAUGUGGUGCCAAGGUCGAUACCGUGAAUAAUGAAGGAUGUACACCUUUACACAUCGCCUGUCUCAAGUUUCAUUACAAUAUCAAAGUUCGAGACAUUUUAUUUGAAUAUGGUGCUCACAUUUGUCGUGCCAAUUCAAGGGGCACUCGACCUUAUAAGCUACUCUUUCGCACGGAUCCAUCAUUUAACCUUCUCCCAUUUACUUCACUUCGUUGUUUAGCAGCUAGAAAAAUCAUCGAAAAUAGAAUACCUUAUCAAGGUGUUUUACCAUUAAUUCUGGAAGAUUUUCUCAGCAUUCAUUAACGUAAUUAACGAAAAUAGAAAAAAAAAGAGAGACGAAGAGAGAUGAAAAACAAGAAAGAGUCAAGUCAUUAUCCAUCAAAGAAAACAUUAUUUCCUCCACUCUCUCACUUUCUCCCUCUCUCUAUAUUUCUUCACCAUUAUCAUUACUCUCAUCAUCAUAUUAUCAUCAUAAACAACACUGUCACUCACAUCAUCAUCAUCAUCAUCUCUGUCAUCAUCACCAAUGUGACUGCAAGAAAAAAAAGUUUUACCAAAAAAAAAGCUAACCAACAAUACACACACCAAGAUCUUCACAAACCUAAACACUUUUAAUAUUGAGAUAUUAUUAAUUUAUGUUCCAAUUUUGAUGUUCUUGUCAUCAUCUCUUUUCAAUUAUCAUCAUCAUCAUCGUCGUCGUCGUCACAUCAUCCAUACUAUUGUUAUUAUUAUCUAAUUGUUUUAAGCUAACUGACCAUUUCCAUUAACAGGGUUUAUAAUGUAUCGUCUUGACUUUUAUCAUUUAGUUAAUUGCCAUCAAUUAACAAGAGAAUGUAUUUUUAAUGCAUAAUUUAAUAUGUGUGUAUGUAAAUGAAGGUUUGUCUUUAAAAUUCAACCUUAUAAACAAUCAAAUAUCAAUGGAAAGACAAAAAAGAAAGGUAAUUUAAUUAAUGAUAAAAUUAUUUCUUAAUCAAGUAAAUCAUGACGAUUAAAGAUCACAAUGAUGAUGACGAUGCUGCCAUUGAUUGAUGGAUGAUUACAACAACACUCAAUACAUUUGAUCAACUUUUGUUUUCUUGCAAAAACCAAUUAACAAACCUGAACCUCUGAUUGAAUCAAAUUAAAUCAACAAUUGAAAAAAAGAAAAUUAAAAAAUUAUUUCAUUUAUUUCAUUUAUUUAGUGUAAAAAUUAAAAUCUCAUUUCGAUUAUCA
This is a messenger RNA of Panonychus citri (citrus red mite), 3600 nucleotides long. RefSeq names its product protein fem-1 homolog C-like (gene m-cup). Gene Ontology annotation, molecular function: protein binding. NCBI's taxonomy places the organism in Eukaryota, Metazoa, Arthropoda, Arachnida, Trombidiformes, Tetranychidae. The coding region runs from base 727 to 2691 and encodes 654 amino acids. The transcript is spliced from 2 exons. The record is from RefSeq and is a predicted model, not a curated record.